Messenger RNA from Pedinophyceae sp. YPF-701, 432 nucleotides. The record is from the annotation of a GenBank genome assembly. NCBI's taxonomy places the organism in Eukaryota, Viridiplantae, Chlorophyta, Pedinophyceae.
AUGGAGCUCCUGACGGCCACGCCGCCCGCGUCGGUCGCGACGCCGCUGAGACGCACGAACUCGACCGACGGCGGUGCCGCGCCGCGGCCGCACGCGCCGGCGCCGCGCGCCCGCACGAGGCUUCAUGCCAUGGCAGCCCCUGGCCCCUCAGCACAGCCGUGGCGGCGCCUCUCGCCCAUGGACGCGACGCAGCGCCCCACGGAGCUGCGCAGCUGCUUCUUCGGCGGCAUGGACGAGGCGCUCUGGUCGCACGCGCAGCCGCAGCAGCGGGGCCUGGUGCCCAUGGAGGAGGAGGAGGGGGAGGCCCUCGGCGCGCUCGUGUCGCGCGUGUGGCAAGCCACGGAGGCCCUCGACGACGUCGACGACAUGUGUAUUAUCACCGCGUCGGACGACGACUGGGAGGGAUGCGGGUGCGCGGCCCCCUGGCGCUGA